AUGGCAUCGCGGUGUGGAUACUGCGCCGGCCUGUCAAUCGAGCGGCUGGUAGACUUGGCCAAAACGGAAUUCUCGGCUCACGCCUUCCCCCAACGAGCAUUCUACCAACAUCACCCGUCAUUUGGCGACGUGGAGCAGUCGGCGACGGGUGGCUGCGACUUGUGCCAACUCAUCCUAGAAUGCUUUAGGGGCACCCCCUGGGAUGACUGCUCGUUCUGGCCGUCGGGUUGGGAAGGCCCGCGUCUCGACAUCGACAAGUCGGCGUAUGCAGCCGCCAAGCAGCUCGACGUGUCCGAUGUAAAGCUCUGCAUCAACACAGACCACGUAUGGUCGUCCCAGCCGCUCGAAAGCGUAAGCCUCUUCAACAAGCUUCUUGUCCAUGUCGGCCCUAUCCAGGAGGAUGAUGAAGAGGACAGCGAUUGGCCAUUUCCCUUUCUGUCCCUAGCUCUCAGCACCCCUCGAGACGUGAGGGUCGCCAUAGACAACUGGCGCAUCGGCCGGCUGCAGGUAGACCCCCAUCUCGGAGCACCUGUCAACCACGCCAUUGCAAGGAAAUGGCUUCAAGACUGCGAAACCCUGCACCCCGCUUGCUCAACCGGCCAAAUCCCUGAGCUGCCGACACGAGUCAUCGAUGUUGGGACGGACGAGGACGCGCCUGAAGACGCACGUCUUGUUUUGUCUGAGGGGAGAAGGGAGAGAUACGUCGCACUCAGCCAUUGCUGGGGCGGCCCGAUCACCACCCUGCUGACAACCGACACAUAUUCCGACUUCCAAAUUGCCCUGCCCCACGCGGACUUGCCCGCAAACUUCCGCGACGCCAUCAUCAUCACCAGAGAACUCUCCAUCCGCUACCUGUGGAUCGACUCGCUCUGCAUUCUGCAGGACUCCAAGCUUGACUGGGCGGCGGAGUCGAAAAAGAUGGGCACUAUCUACCGCGACUCUGCCGUCACCGUUUCGGCCGUCGUUGCACACAAUAGUGCUGUGGGCAUCCUCGACCCAAGGCCAAUGUACAGGUCGACGCCCGCACCCACAACACUCCGCGUCUACGAGGACAGAACCCGGCGGGAAGAAGUGAGGGUAGAAUGGGUAGACGCGGAAGACGAGUGUCUGCGGAACUUGGCUCUCAGAGGCCCAUUGUUCACCCGGGCAUGGACCCUGCAAGAAUUCAUCUUGUCGUCAAAGCAUGUUCUCUACGGGAAUCGGCAGAUGUACUGGAGGUGUCCAGCCGGCUUCAAAUCUGCCGACGACAGCCCCGGCGACAACAAAUUCCCAACAGAAUCGUAUCACGCCCUAUCUGACGUCGUGCAUUUUAAUCCUCUGGAGAAGCUAGCACAUGAUGGCCCUUUGAGUCGCGAGGCCUGUUUGGACGACUAUUAUGACCUGGUUGUCGAAUAUUCGAGUCGAAACAUCACCUUUGACUCUGACAAAUUCCCUGCUUUUUCCGGUGUUGCUCAGCGUCUGCAGCCGGUUAUUGGGGGCGACUAUCUGGCCGGGCUGUGGAGUAGUGACUUUUGCCGUGGCCUUCUCUGGUAUGCUGGCGUAGGUCAGUGUAUCCAUGUGCCGCAGUAUCGUGCACCGUCAUGGUCGUGGGCUGUGAGCAACGACGAGGUCCUGUUCGGCAACAACAGGGAAGAUCCGCUGCUGCCAAGCGGGCACAAAGCUCAGCUCGUUGGAUACUCUGUUGUGCUGCAAGACGAGACAACCCCAUUCGGAGAGCUCACCUCGGCCUAUCUCGUUCUCAAAGCGCCUACCAAGACCCUCGUCCGGAGCUCUCAAGUUGUCUCGUCAUACCAGCUUGAGGGCUCUGUCGGCCUGGGCUACUUCGAUGAGCCCAACCGGCAUGUUGCCGACGACGAGACAAGCGUCAUAUCGACAACGACAGACUUAUUUAUGAUAGAGAACGAUAGCGCUUCCGAUGAGGACUAUAUUUUAUCAGUCAUUACUCGAUAUGGCGAGGAUGGCCGUCACUUCGAGAUUGACUUUGACCUGUUCGACGACGUGGAGCUUGUUGUUAUGCUGGUGCACGCCCGCGACCGCACACCCGAUGCGCUGCCCGAGGAGACAGUGCCGGCACAGUGCCUAGUACUCCGGUCGCUCCCAGGCAAAGGAGAGAACACGUAUGAGCGGGUAGGCUACGCUGCACUUCGUCUCGCCGAAGGCGGCAUGCGCUGGCUUGAGACUUGGGAGAGCCGCGAGUUGAAGUUGGUGUAG
Molecule: messenger RNA, 2211 nt
Organism: Lasiosphaeria miniovina
Lineage: Eukaryota; Fungi; Ascomycota; Sordariomycetes; Sordariales; Lasiosphaeriaceae
Product: heterokaryon incompatibility protein-domain-containing protein
Exons: 2
Coding region: 1-2211 (736 amino acids)
Source: RefSeq, a predicted model, not a curated record